Acanthochromis polyacanthus (spiny chromis) is the source of this 3128-nucleotide messenger RNA. It is a transcript of the gene rragca, whose product is annotated as Ras-related GTP binding Ca. Gene Ontology annotation, biological process: cellular response to amino acid stimulus; cellular response to starvation; regulation of autophagy. Lineage: Eukaryota; Metazoa; Chordata; Actinopteri; Pomacentridae. Gene Ontology annotation, molecular function: GTP binding; GTPase activity. The transcript has 7 exons. The record is from RefSeq and is a predicted model, not a curated record. Gene Ontology annotation, cellular component: lysosome; nucleus; Gtr1-Gtr2 GTPase complex. Bases 227 to 1372 code for a protein of 381 amino acids.
GGCGGGACCAAAAGGCGAGUUUUUUUUCAAGGGAGAGGAAAUCCUCGGGAAAUGUGUGGGAUCAUGCUCUGUGUUUGCAAGUGGCCUGGGCAUUAUUGACUAAGUAUUUUUUUGUUAAAUUUCGCGACGUUAAUUUGUGGUGCGUUCCCCACCAUCAGAAACAAACACGAGUGUGGCGCCGGACAGUUAAGGGGGGAAUAGGGGAAGCGACCGUCGUUAGGUCAAAAUGUCGAUUCCGUACGAGGAACAGCUGGCUGACAGCUACGGGGUUGCGGACUCAUUCCCCAAAGAUUUCGAUUAUGGUGGAGAGGAUGCCGACAUCGAGGACAGCCCGGCGCCAUCCGACAGCAAACCAAGAAUUCUGCUCAUGGGUUUGAGAAGAAGUGGCAAAUCAUCGAUACAGAAGGUGGUGUUUCAUAAAAUGUCUCCCAACGAGACCUUGUUUCUGGAAAGCACCAACAAGAUCUACAAGGACGACAUCUCCAGCAGCUCUUUCGUCAACUUCCAGAUCUGGGACUUUCCUGGCCAGGUGGACUUCUUUGACCCUACCUUUGACUACGAGAUGAUCUUCAGAGGAACCGGAGCUUUGAUAUUUGUCAUUGAUGCUCAGGAUGAUUAUGUGGAGGCUCUGGGCAGGCUUCAUCUCACUGUGUCACGGGCCUACAGAGUCAACCCAGAGAUCAACUUCGAGGUGUUCAUCCACAAAGUAGAUGGCUUGUCAGAUGAUCACAAGAUCGAAACCCAGAGAGACAUUCAUCAGAGAGCCAAUGAUGAUCUGGCAGAUGCCAGUUUAGAGAAGCUGCAUCUCAGCUUUUACUUGACGAGUAUUUAUGACCACUCCAUCUUCGAGGCCUUCAGCAAAGUGGUGCAGAAGCUCAUCCCACAGCUCCCCACCUUGGAGAACCUCCUAAAUAUCUUCAUUUCUAAUUCAGGGAUAGAGAAGGCCUUUCUGUUCGAUGUGGUCAGUAAGAUCUACAUCGCCACAGACAGCUCUCCUGUAGACAUGCAGUCCUAUGAGCUGUGCUGUGAUAUGAUCGACGUGGUUAUCGAUGUCUCCUGCAUCUAUGGUCUGAGGGAGGAUGGCAGUGGCAGCGCCUAUGACAAGGAGUCCAUGGCUAUCAUCAAGCUCAACAACACCACUGUGCUGUACCUGAAAGAGGUCACCAAGUUCCUGGCCCUUGUCUGCAUCCUGCGAGAGGAAAGCUUUGAGCGCAAAGGAUUGAUAGACUACAACUUCCAUUGUUUCCGUAAGGCCAUCCAUGAAGUGUUUGAGGUGGGAGUUUCCACCCAGCGUCCAGCGGGCCCACAGGCGGUGGGGUCGCCCUGCACCAAGGCUGUUGCACUCAAUGGCACACCGCGCAACACUGUCUAGACACUGAUGCAAAAAUAAAAAAAAAAGAGACGCAAAACGAGCGUAAAGGAAAGGAUGAACGGAGAAGGGUAAGGGAGCCUGUAAAGCAGAGACUACUAAACUGGGGCUCUCACCAGCACACCAGUCACAAUCCCUUGCUCCCAGCACCUAAAGCACUGAGAGACGCCUCGAGCCGAGAGAGUGUGGGAGCAGCACUGGAGCACAGAGGGGUCAGGAUAGGAUGGAAUGGAAAUUCAGGCAUCCGUUUCAGUUGAAUGCAAAGCACUGCGAGGGAGUCGGGGAAAGCUACACUGCACACGGACAGGAAAGGGUUUUGAAUCUGUCGUUGGAUUCCCUAAAGCAGUCGAAGGCUGUGAUAAUUAGCUGCUGGUUCCUCUGUAUGGACGUGAGGAGGAAAAACGACUCGUUGGGCUGACCUCUUAAACUGUGACGUCAGUUUGCAGGACCCUGUCGAGUGAUGAACCCACCCCGACCACUUCUGUGCUGAGAAAGAUGGCGGAUGUGAACUGCUACUUCUAACCCACAUGUGUUCAGAGAUGGCCUUAUGUAGAUGAAGCUUGACUGCAGUACAAGCUUUCUCUCACUACCACUCACCUCACCCUACCUGAAUGCUGCCCAAAACGCGCUUUUUGGUUUCACUUGUUAAGGGAAAACAAAGUUUCGUGAGCAGACUGAAAAGGGAUUGUGCUGUCCAUCUAACUUAGUUAUGUCUGCGUGUAUGUAGUUAUCUAAUGUACGUAUGAGCGAGUGAGUGUGAGUGUGUGCCUCAGUUACAGGAUUUGAUUAAAUCCCAGACUGGACUGUACUAGUGAGGGACCUUUACAGAAAGACUCUGUCCUUCCUCUCAAAAUUAGCAGCUUAGCUUAGUUAAACUCUUUUCAAUCAGUGAAAGUAACUUUUCUGUGUGCACCCCACUGAAAGUCAGAAGUUUUAUUGGCUUUGUGAUGGGUUAUAAAAAGGAGCUUGGCUGGAAAUUUGGCCACGGUCUUUGCAGCAGCACUGCCAAAAUGAAUCCUCAAUAAACGAAUCAGAGCCAGAAAACAUAUGCCAAGAUUAAAACUGAAGAAAAAUCUAGAAAUGUGUGGUGGAGGUGCAGGAUUUUUGGAGGGAUUCAUGACCCAGAUUGAUUGUCUAAGAUUUUCGGAUUAUCAUAUAAACUUGCAUGCAUUUCCAAAUAGCUUCAGUCCUGCCCAAAAUUAUUGACCCAUGUUUUGUAUUUAGUUCUAAUCAGCAGAUUCACAUGAAUAAAAAGUACCCAUUCCAAGCAUGCAUACAUCAGUGUGUUGUUAACUUGUACUCUUUGUUUUCAGUGGCAAGAAUAAAAAUGAAAUGAACCUAAUAAAUUGGAGAUCUGAAGAAAAACGACCAUUUUUUUAAAUUAUUGCCAUUACAAUGACACAUACAGUGUUCAUGCCUGUAUUCUUCUGUUUCUUCAUAUCAGAGCUGAGAUGUGAGAAGUCUCGCUGCAUCCUAAAGACCAGAAAUCUGACUCAGGAACCAGGAUCACCACGAGAUAACUUUCCUGAGUAAAAAUACAGUUCCAGCUUGGCAGGUUUCCUCGGUUUUACUCAGCAAAGUUAUUCAGGUCACUCGGUGAACCUGCUUCUUGAAACAGACCCACGAUCUCAUCAAGUUCAUCUUUGCCACCUGAAAAAUAAGCCACCACUGCAUUGUUGCACACCAGAACUGUGAUGGAUGAUUGAUUUGUUGUAUUGUGAUGCUAUACUGUGUGAAAUAAAUGAAAAUUUACAUUUUC